CUCUAAUGUUAUGUAAUCAUCAUUUAAACAUUCCUUAUGCAAUUAUCAAUAUUGAAUUCUUUUAUAGAAUUAGUCAAAGGGGUUUUAAUCAUAUAAACGAUUGGAAUUAUUAUUUGAUUACAUAAUAUUCAAACAUUUAAAUCAGUUAUUAUUAUUAUUAUACAACAUUUAAUCGAUACAUAUGAUCAUUUAGCAACAAAAACAACAACAAAAGAAGAGAAUGCAAUGGUACAAUAUUGUGCAUAGCAACAGUUAUGUAAUAUUUAACUAACUAUAACAAUGUUACUAUGUAUAUUCUAUAUUUUCAAUAGUCAGAUAAUAAAUUAAUACCAGGAAAACCUAUUUCGUAAAACAUAAAUGCAUUUAGAAUAUUUUACAAUCGAAUGGAUUCUAUCAAAUAUAAUCUGGUUUAUUAUUAUUAUUUUAAAUCAUUUACAAUUCUAUUAUCAUUAUUUUAUUCAUAUUCAAUUCAUUUCAUUUAUUAUUGCUAAUCAUUUAUUACAUAAUCAUGAUGAUCCAACUAUUAAAUCAAUUCAUGAUCCAAUCAUUCAUUUUAAUGAUAUCAAUAAUAAUCCAUUCAUAAUUCCUUAUUAUAAUUUAACUUAUACAAUUACAGAAAAUCAACCAAUUAAUUAUUUUAUUGGACAAAUUAAUAUUGAUUUAUUAAAAACAAUUAAAAUCAAUAAAUCAUCAAAAUUAUUUUCUAUUUUAUAUAAUUCAUCAAAUAAAAUCAAUAUAUUUUAUAAAUUACAAAAAUCAUCUGAUUAUAUUACAUUAAAUGAAACAACAAGUGUCUUAGUAACAAAAAAUUCAUUGAUUUAG
This is a messenger RNA of Schistosoma mattheei, 822 nucleotides long. NCBI's taxonomy places the organism in Eukaryota, Metazoa, Platyhelminthes, Trematoda, Strigeidida, Schistosomatidae. The record is from the annotation of a GenBank genome assembly.